AGAGCCACUUCUGGCCCGAGGCGCUGCCAUGGCCGGCCCGCGGCCCUCGCGAGCCCCCCUCCCCCCUCCCCGCCGCCAUCCGCCAGCGGGCCAUGGACGCGCCGGCCCGCUCGCCUGCGCGGGGCAGGCUGUGCUGCUACUCGCUGCUCGCGGCGGGCGUCGCGGGGGCCCUCGCCGCCGUGUCGCUGGCCGACGGCGACUGGGCGGCGCCAGCCCUCGGUCAGAGCCAGCUGCAGCUGACCCCCGCGGCGCGACGGCGGACCGACCCGCCCCGGCCCGCGGACCGCCCCGCGGCCGCGCCCGCGGCGCCCCGCGGCGGCCUGGGGCCGGCGAGGACCUGCGGCGUCGGGCGGGUCGACGGCCACUCCGAGUACGCUCGCGGCACAGCAUGGGUCCCUGGCGACGUCGACGAGGCGAUGCGCAAGAGGGCUGCGACCUGCACUGCGCAUGGCUACGCGUGCGGGGCGCACCCGCGGCUGUUGCGGUCGAUGUCCUGGACGUGGUCCCCGGACGGGUGCGUGCUGCGCCCGUUCGACCCCGGUGAGCUCGUUCGACUUCUCGCAGGGCGCACCUUGUGGUUUUUGGGGGACUCGAUCUCGAUGUGCAUGGCCAAUUCGCUGACGUGCCUUGGCGUCAAGAACAGAGCCCACCGAUACGACCACCUGGGUCUUGGGUUUAAUCAGAGCGAGCUCACGCCGAUCAACGAUCUUCUCGGGCCGGAUGUGGUGAAGCUGCUGGACCUGCGCACCAAGUGGAGGAAGGUGAUCGAUCACCUCGGGAUAAAGCCGCACGACAUUAUCAUCUUCAACACAGGAGCUCGUCGUCUCGAUGUUGCGCAAGAUCUUGCGCAAAAGUAUGGCGACCUUGCGAAAGUUAU
Messenger RNA from Prorocentrum cordatum, 877 nucleotides. The record is from the annotation of a GenBank genome assembly. Lineage: Eukaryota; Dinophyceae; Prorocentrales; Prorocentraceae.